Messenger RNA from Colletes gigas, 8414 nucleotides. It is a transcript of the gene Sptz, whose product is annotated as zinc finger FYVE domain-containing protein 26. The record is from RefSeq and is a predicted model, not a curated record. The transcript has 13 exons. The coding region runs from base 476 to 8350 and encodes 2624 amino acids. Gene Ontology annotation, molecular function: phosphatidylinositol-3-phosphate binding; metal ion binding. NCBI's taxonomy places the organism in Eukaryota, Metazoa, Arthropoda, Insecta, Hymenoptera, Colletidae. Gene Ontology annotation, cellular component: centrosome; lysosomal membrane; midbody. Gene Ontology annotation, biological process: regulation of cytokinesis; mitotic cytokinesis; double-strand break repair via homologous recombination.
AUUUCAGUACAAACCAAGAUUAGAAAACCUUAAUUCAGAGAGAUACAUGCACUCUAUUGUCGAUUGUGACAUUCAUAGGUGUACAAGUUUAGAGCGAUGAUUAAACGAUUUUCAUGCGUAUAAACGGUAUAAACACGGUCAAUAUGGGCUAGUAAUUUUUUGUUUUCUUCGAUACAAUAUUGCUUUAUGACAAAUAUAGAAUGACACAUUAGAUUAUGUGGCUCUCAGAACCAUUCAAUUUUUAUGCGAAACAUUUUUUGAUAUCAUCAAAAUUUGAGUCGAUUAAAUGGGUCAGCCUGCAGAGAUCAGUGAAUCUGGCAUAUCUGGUAAAAGAUUUCGUAAAAGUUGGGGUCGUAAUCUGGUGAACAUACGACGUCCCCUACGAUGUUGAUAAUCAACAGUUGAUGGAAUUUUUCGCUGAAAAAAUGCGUAUUUCGUUUCUUACUUCACGCUAUGUAAACUAAUUUUGGAGAACAUGUCAAACCAAGAAGUAACGCUGAAAAUAAAUGAAUGUAUACUGUCGAAAUUAUGGUAUACAUCUCUUAUUGUUUAUCAAGAAAAUGCUAAUGAUAAAUCUCUUUCAUCUCAAAGUGACGUUGUAGAUUUUGUUGAAUCCCAGACUUGGUUUAGAAACUUAAUUCAUCUGCAGAGCAAAGAUCACCAUAAAUGGAUUACCCAAAUAUUAUUGCAGAAGCUUGUCGACAAUGUAGAUUUUACAGACAUCGAAGAUAUAAAAAAACAACGUAGUUAUGUAGAAAUGAUACACGCUUUACAAUUAUGCGAAAACAUGACGAUGCAUGUACAACAGGGAUUGUUAUCGAUGUACCAAAGUAGUUCGGAACAAACAAAUUCAGAAAUUUUUGCGAAAAUGCACGAAGAGUGUUUUGCACUUUUACGACAAAAUAUUUAUAACAAUUCGACUAUCGUAUGUUGGAUCAUUAAUGAAUUAUUAUUCGCAUAUUUUAAUAAAUCUACUACUAUUGUUUGCAGUUUACAAGAUUUAUAUUUGUCUCUUGUAAAAGAAAUGUUAGAAUCGAAAUUAAUAAAUGACAAUUCUGUUGGAUGCGUAUUAUGUGUUAUUUCGAAAAUGAACAUACUUGAAUCUAAUACAAUUGAAUUGUCAAGAUCGUAUUUUCCUAUGCUUUUAAAAACAUGUAACAUCCAAGAUAUUGACCUUGUAUUAUAUUCAAAACCGGAGAUAAAGCUUUUUAACGAGUGGUGCAGCUUUCUGAAUGAAAUUUAUGCACAUUCUAAAAUUGUUAACAAUCUGAACGAUGCAUUAAAAAUUCAAGAGGGAUUAUUCAAUUGUAGUUCUAACUCUACGCCAUUUAUAAAUAAGAAUAAUCUUAUAAAAAGGAUAACUAACACAAAACAACACUGGGUUACAGAUAUUUUGGACAUGUGUUAUGUUUUAAUGACGAACGAAAAGUAUGAUAACAUUUCAUCGAUAUUAUCCUAUAAACUGACAAAGACUUUCUGGGCUGCUUUAUUAUUUAAAAUUUUAAACGAUUCAGUUCAGAAUUUCGUAUCUUCUGAUAAAAUCCAAGAAAAUGGAUACUUCAUAUGCGAUUCGAUUAAAUUUCUAAUGUCCAAGUGUGAUUUUAAUAUGUCUUACGAGCGUACGCUACAAGAACUCGACAUCGCAUUAAAGAAAUAUGUUAAAAUUGUGGAAUAUAUCUUGAAUUGGACGAAAGAAAAUUUUACGAGAGAUAAUGACACUGAAAUCGAUGAGACAAUUAAAUCCAUUGGCGCAUUACAACAGAAAAUAUCUAUGAAACAGAUAUUUAAUUUUUUACUAGAUUUUAAUAGUCUUUCGGUAUUGAAAAUGACGACAGACAUACACGAACAAGAGUACGAUAAAAUAGAAAAUUUAUUAGAAGACCUAUGCGAAUCUAAAAAUAUUUUCUACGCAUACUAUAGCAUGCUAAAUGCUCUGAAAGCUAUUUUAUUAUACGAUACUUACACUGUAAAUCAAAACACUAUUACAAGUCAUUUCUCCGAUAUGAAAUGUUAUGUACAAAUUUUGUACCCUCUCAGUUUGCGUCUACAGGUUGUAAAAAAUAUAUUUUCUUUACUUUUCUUGCGAUACGAAGACUUUGAUCAUACUAAAAGAAAUUAUGACAAGAAUAAUACAAGUACUUCGAAUAAUCAAUUAAGAUUCGAGAAGAAACGAGUCGAACAGAGCUUAAAAGGUUUCAUUUGUAAUAAAUAUGCCAUAAAGGAUAUGUUAUUUCAUUUAAAGGAGAUUAUUUCAGUCACAGAAAUUGAAUUCAUGAAAAUGAAAAAUGAAGAUGCUGUAUGUACAGAAGAAGAAGAGCAAAUUCAAAGGGACAUCUCUUCUAUCGAUGCAAUAAUAACAGAUGCUAAAUGGAGAUUAGAAAUUUAUACAAACACACAGUUUACAGAAGAGGAUAAUAUAUCCAAAGUUGCAAAUAAAAAUGUAACUAAACCUAAUGUUCUAUUAGAUGGAAAAUUGAUUUCAAAUCGUUUCAAAGAAAAUAUACUUUUUUACCAAGAGGGUAACACUUUGGAUGAAACGAAAGUUAGAUCUGAUAGUAGCUCUGAAUCAGAAUUAGUACAUAAUAACACUAAGUGGCAAAAGCAUCCUAAGAAUAUAACAUUUACAGCGAAUACCACAGCAACCAAAGAUGUCAUAUAUAAACCAUUGUUUGUUAACUUUAUGUUAGCAACUAAAGAAAGCCUAGUUAUACAAUGUUUGUGGAAAAAUGAUUAUACAACAGCACAGGAUAUUAUCGAGAAAUCUCGCAUAAAGGAUUCUCACCUAAAUGGAGAAAUGCAAUUUUCAAAAGCGCUACACGCGUUCAGAGAAAACAUUUAUAAACAAACAAGUACAUUAAAAGAUAAAAAUCAAUCGAAAGAAAAUGCACAAUUUUCUACAUUGGAGAAUAUCAGAUUAAUUGCACAGAAAGGUGUACACUCUUCUAAACAAACCAGCCAGCUUGAAACAUUUUUGGCAUCUCAAGAAAUUAAUUUGCGAAUGUUGAACACAGACAUUGUUAGUGGCAAUGAAAUGUUAACGAUAUGUGUAUUGGAUCUGGCUUUAACUAUGAGCCAAAUUUACUCCAGCUCGAAUCAGUUUUUCGAAGUUGCAAUGAAGUAUUUGAAAUUGUGCAAAACGUUUGACAAUACUGAAUAUGCACAUUUCUUUUCCAAGAUAUAUCAAUUGUUACAUGAAACAAAAGAGAAGCUCUCGGUAGAAAAUAUACUUUGCGACGCAAAGAUUUCAUUGACCAUAAACGAAUAUAAAGAGAAAGAUGACUUUUGGAACGAUAUUGUGAUUAAAUACCACGAAUUUAAAGAGACACAGGCAGAUAAAAAUACAAUCAAUAAAAUAUUGAAGCACAGUAAUUAUUUACCGGGUUUAAAAAUAAUUGGUAAAAUGGCUGUUAUUUCCAAUGGAACGGAGAAAUAUAUGCAAAAUAUCUUCUCCCAUUUGCAACUUCUGCAUACAAUUAUUCCAACCGAUCAAUCGAUACUUACGGUUUCUGAUUUGUUAAAAAUUUCAUUACCUUAUUACUUUGGUUACCAAUUAUUUGAACUUAAAAUUGAGCCAAAUAAGCUUGAAUCAGUUGCACACAAUUUGCAGUUUAAUUUAGUAUACAGCAUUCUUACAAAUGCUUGUCCUAAACUGUUUUAUGAGAAAAGUAUGAAGUACACUAUCGAUAAUAAAGAAAAUGGUUGCAUCAUUUUAAAUAAAGCAUCAUAUGAAUCGGAUUUAAAUUAUAAAGUGGAAGGACCAAAUCGAUGCGUUUCAGAGAUAUUAACGGAAUUGCUGGAAAUUUUACAGAAUUUAAAUUUGGAUCAAUUUUAUUUGAGCCAUGACAUUUGCAAAACUAUUUCCAAACGUUCUGAUAUUCAAGAUGUAUUGAGUAAAACGACUCGUCUCAUAAAUCUAGAUUUGAGCGAAUUAUCUAUGGGCAAUGAAACAUUAACUUUUCUUCUGAACACGUGGAACCUCAUGUUUUUACAUACUACUUUGACUAUCUGGGCACAUCACCCUCCUUUUAAUAAUCUACAACAUGCAAUCUCAUUGAUGUCGAUUGGUUAUUUGAUCGGCGAUUUAGGUCUAGUAACGCUUGCUGCGCUUAGAUCAAAAUUGCUAAAUAAUAUUAUGCUAAACGAUAAAUUCUUCCUCCAACUCGAAGAACUCAAUGAACCUGUAUGGCAAGAUUUAGAUAUUACCCAUGACCCAAGAGUGAUCUUUAUGAUGGCUAAUGAAUUACAUGGAACACCUUGUGUUCGAGUCUGUAAUGCGGAAUCGUUGAACGAAGAUCUGAGCAAUGCUUUUCACGAAUAUCUUGAUCAUUAUUCAUCGAAUCAUGAAAAACCUUUGGAAAACACAGAAAAUCAAAAAAUAAUUUUUUUACCCGAUAUCACGAAACAAUAUCAAAAUUUCGUAUCUCAAAAAUACAACUGUAAUUCAAACGACAUCGAUAACGGCGAUAAUAUAUUCUCAGUAGAUGAUUACUUUAAGCUCUCUAAAAGAGACAUAGUUAUACAAUAUACUGCGCCUUUCUAUUUGUACGAUAUAAUAUUGAAGUAUACAAAUUGUUCGAACGUAUGUCGUAAAAAGCAGAUCAAUCAACAGAACGAUGUAUGGGAAACUCGUAUUUUAAGAUCGAGUUUGUUGCAAUACUUGGAAGGACAUUGUUGGGUUGUUUCUUAUCUUUUACAAAGAAUAUACAACGAGAAUCCAACUAUUUUAGAAAAUAACUGUGAUAAUCUGAAACGUACUGCUUGUCUCGAAAAUCUUUUAAGUUCGUCAUGGAUCAUCGAAAUGAAAUCGUUGUUUGAAAAUAAUCAAACUCUCGCGGCUAUACUCGAAACGAUACCGAUACAAAAAAUGUGGUUUCAUUUUGAAAGCGCGUUGGAAGAAAAUGAAUGGUAUAAUUGCUUGAAGCUAAUAAAUGCCUUGCCAGAUAAUCUGAUCAAAAGUACAGAACUUGAAUGUUUUAAAGACAAAGUCCUCAGUUACAUAGUUUCGAAGGAAGAUAUUGAAUUGGACGAAGAGAUAUUGCAAUACGUGUAUCAAAUUAAAGAUGUGUAUGUUUUGUGUCAAACAGUACUAUAUAAUAUCAAUAAAUGGCAUAUAAAUGUUUGUGAAAAUGCUUUACUUUACGCAGUACAUCAUGCUGACAGGCACAAAUUACCUACGCAUUGUAGAUCACAGUUAAAUGAGAUCCUACACAGGGUAUUUGUUUUUCAUAAAAUGUUUCCGUAUUGCGUGAUGAAAUCCAAUGGUAAUUGGUACGACGUUGCUUACUGCACAGAAAAAGUUGAUGCAUUUGAAAUUAUCAAGAUAUUAAUAAACGCAGAUAAAUUUGAACUAUGUUUAGAGUGGUUAGAGUGUCAAGCAUUCUCUUUAGAAAUACACCCCUCUGUGAUGCAAGAUUUCUUGAUGGGUCUUUUAAAAAAUGAAUCUCCAAACUUUAAACAGACGUUAAAGUUUCUUCAUGCAUUACCUUUGAAUCAAUCGGUCAAACUAUGCAAAACUGUGUUAAAAGAAUUAGAGUCUAUCGACUCUCUUCAAUUUAUUUGUAAUUAUUUGUUAGAGUAUUGUAAAGCAACAGAAACCAUAAAAUACAGAAGAACCUUAAUAGGGAUCGAUAUUUUACACAUGUUAAAGUCUCAAGAAAGAUCAUUAUACAUUCACCUUAUAAAAGAACCAUUGUUAAUGUUAGAACAGUUGUUGAUGAAUUGUAAAUUUGAAAGUAUCCAAAAAAUAUUGAACAGAAUCCAAGAUAAAUUGCAACAGGUGGAUAUUUCAAGAAGUAGCUUUGACGAAAUAAUAAAAUUCUAUGCUCAAAAGUCGUUGGAUUGUCGUGUAUCUUUACAAUGCGAUACCAUUGAAACCAAAUCAAAGAACGUACAACAUUCCGUCUCAAAAACAGAAAAUAUUAAAUUUGUAAUGCCUAUUCUAGUUCCCACUAAAGAAGAAUGGAUACCUAAUGAUAAGGCCACAGAGUGCAGUUGUUGCAAAAUCGUUAUAUUUUCGAUGUUUAACAGACGACACCAUUGUCGUAGAUGUGGUCGUGUUAUCUGUGCCCAAUGUUCUCAACAUCGCAUGCACGUGUCUGGAUAUCCGCCUUCUGUACUUGUACGUGUGUGCAAUGAUUGCAAACAACAGACAGUGUUACAAAUGCAAGUCCAUCACGGAGCACAGUCUACAUCGAGCAGCGAAAUGUUUGAUUACUGGCAAUUAACGAAAGAUCAAAAGCAUAAUCAAACUAUCAGAGAAGAAUUUUCGUUCGAGUAUGCACCAAACAUUUCUCUGUGCUUGGCUAUCCUUAACUUGUACUCUGACCAUAAAACAUACACUAGCUUUUUAUUAGAUCGUUGCGACGAGAUAAAACAUCUCUUACAACCUGUAAGCGGGGGAAAAGUAAAUCCAGAGGUAGACCAUACUGUAAUAAUUAAAAUGAUACGUUCUCUGUUAAUUGCCGCAAAAGUGAAAUGUGCAAAACUUGGUCUUAGUACUGGAUUAGCACACUGUGAUCGUUUUUUGUCGCAAGUAGAUCUUAUUGCUAGUUUUAUCCAGUCCGAUUGUUUGUACCUUGUGCCCUCUGACGAUUUGAAAGAACGUACCUUGAGACAGUUUAGGGAUCUUCUAAUUGAAAAAGAACAAUGGAUUCUUGCCCUAGACGUAAGUACUAAAGCAGGAUUGGAUACACAAGGUGUUUGGGUAACUUGGGGCAAAGCAUGUUUGAAAAUGGGAUACUUUGAUCAAGCACGAGACAAAUUUUCCCAUUGCCUUGACAAAAUUCAGUUCGACGACAUCGACGAUUGGGUACUAUUAUCAUAUUCCAAAGACUCGACUACGUCGGACAAAAGAGAAAAUCGAAAAUUUACAAGGGAGAAUAAAAUCGACGAGGAUAAUGAAUUUACAAUGGACGAACUAUGCAUAAGAAGAGAAUUUUCAAAAAGUCGCCCGUUAAAAGAUCCACCAUUGCUUUCAGAGAUUUUACAAAUGUUGAAUAACUUGAGCACGUACAAACAACAUGUACAACAUUUCCAUCAAUAUAAGUCUAUGGCUUUACAAGAUGUAUUGAAUAAUUUUGGAAAUCUGAAAAUGGCGAAUCAAAGGCAAUUAAUCGUUAAAAAUGCAUCUUCGGUCAUGCAAAACGUUUACUACUACGAAAGUCUUUAUUAUUUAUUAACUUAUGGAAGCUAUAAUUCGAUUUUAGAAUUCUUUCUGAAACACGAACAAUUUGACGAAUGCCUUACUUUCACUUUAGAGAAUGAUUUAGAACCCGAUUUAUUCUUCAAUGCGAUCUAUUUAUAUUGUUUGAAAAACGGAACUACUGGGAAACUUCACGAGGCUAUGAAAAACAGGGAUCAAAAUUUACUAAUUUGGAAAAAGUAUUUGAUAUGCGUGUGUCACAGUCUGGAAAGGAGACAAUACUUAAACAUUCUGUAUCAGUUGCAAUUAUUUAUGAAAGACUCUAUUCGAGCUGCAAUGACAUGUAUUCGUUUUUACUGCAACGAAGUAAGCAAUUAUACAGAUUUCUGUAUCAGAGAGAGUUUCUUACACGAUGCCCAAAAGCACUUGGAAUCUGAAUUGCAAAUCGAAACGUUGAAUCGGAAAAGAAAAAAGAGCACAAGUUCUAUGCAUAGCAAUCAAGGAAUUCUAACAAUGGAAAUGGAACCUUUGGAAAUAGAUAGACACAUUAACACGAUCUGUAGACAAAUGGAAAUUGCAAAGUAUUUAGCAACUUGUGAAAAAGAAGGAAGGUCUCCCACUCAGUUUUUUAAUUUAUUUCCAGGCAAGGAUUGUGAUAAUGGUCACACGUUAGAAUUGCCAACUUUAUUUGGCAAUCAACAGCAGAAAAUUGAUUUAACUGUACUAACCAUACUCUGCGGACAUAAUGUCGAAGAAGGAUUCGGAAUAGCGUUUAGAAUAAUGCAAGAUUAUAAUCUACCGCAGCAAAAAGUGUAUUCAUUAACUGGUCAUAUCUUGACACUUGGGAACAACAUUUCUGCAAUAGAGCAAUUAAUUAAAUGCUGUCAUACAUCUGGUAUCCAAAAUUCGUAUAUCAUAUCGGAUUAUGUUUUGACGCAUUGUGUGAAAUUGUUGUUGAAUAAUUUGCACAGUAAACCAGAAUCGAAUUUAAAAAAUGAUGUCCAGAACCUCGUCAGAUUAAUAACCGACAUAGAACUAAAAAUAAAUGCAUAUAUUGAAUGCAAGCAUCUGAAAGCUGCGUACCUAUUAGCUGUUAAGCAUUCACGAGCACAAGAUAUAAGAAAAAUUUUAAAAGAAUCCGAUAGGCUCGGUCAAAAUGCAAUUAAAGCAAUAUGUAUAAAAUGGCUUCAACAAGAACCAAAGUCAUAAUUUUAAGAUGUAUUAUAGAAGUAUGUUAGAGGCAAUAAGUUCCUCCGUUUUUAUUCAUUACUAU